Lepisosteus oculatus (spotted gar) is the source of this 1535-nucleotide messenger RNA. It is a transcript of the gene psmd14, whose product is annotated as proteasome 26S subunit, non-ATPase 14. Gene Ontology annotation, biological process: protein deubiquitination; proteasome-mediated ubiquitin-dependent protein catabolic process. Gene Ontology annotation, molecular function: proteasome binding; metallopeptidase activity; protein binding. Lineage: Eukaryota; Metazoa; Chordata; Actinopteri; Semionotiformes; Lepisosteidae. Gene Ontology annotation, cellular component: proteasome regulatory particle, lid subcomplex. The record is from RefSeq and is a predicted model, not a curated record.
AAGUGUUUCCUGCGCCGGCGAGGUUGUUUUGAAUGAAAUCCGGCUGAUUCAUUGCAGACGCUAAACGGGGUUUACACGUUUAGAUAUCUGAGGGGAUUUUGCGUUUUGUUGCCUUUUUACAGAAACAUGGACAGACUCCUGAGGCUUGGUGGUGGGAUGCCUGGACUGGGUCAGGGUCCUCCAACCGAUGCCCCAGCAGUAGAUACAGCAGAACAAGUGUACAUUUCUUCCCUUGCGUUGCUGAAGAUGUUGAAACAUGGGCGGGCUGGUGUUCCGAUGGAAGUCAUGGGUUUGAUGCUGGGGGAAUUUGUGGAUGACUACACCGUCAGAGUGAUUGAUGUGUUUGCGAUGCCUCAAUCAGGAACGGGAGUCAGUGUUGAAGCAGUUGACCCUGUCUUUCAAGCUAAAAUGUUAGAUAUGCUUAAGCAGACUGGAAGGCCAGAGAUGGUGGUUGGUUGGUACCACAGUCACCCUGGCUUUGGGUGCUGGCUGUCUGGCGUGGAUAUCAACACUCAGCAGAGCUUUGAAGCCCUGUCAGAGCGGGCUGUUGCUGUAGUAGUGGACCCUAUUCAGAGUGUUAAAGGAAAGGUUGUUAUUGAUGCCUUCAGACUGAUCAAUGCCAAUAUGAUGGUUCUGGGACAUGAACCAAGGCAAACCACAUCAAACCUAGGUCAUUUAAACAAGCCAUCCAUCCAGGCUUUAAUCCAUGGAUUGAACAGGCAUUAUUACUCAAUUACCAUCAACUACAGGAAAAAUGAACUAGAACAGAAGAUGCUGCUUAAUUUGCAUAAGAAGAGCUGGAUGGAAGGACUGACCCUUCAGGAUUACAGUGAACACUGUAAGCUUAAUGAAACGAUUGUGAAGGAGAUGCUUGAGUUGGCCAAAAACUACAACAAGGCUGUAGAAGAGGAGGAUAAGAUGACCCCUGAACAGCUGGCAAUAAAAAAUGUUGGAAAACAGGAUCCAAAACGUCAUUUAGAAGAACAUGUUGACGUUCUGAUGACAUCAAAUAUUGUGCAGUGCUUAGCUGCCAUGUUGGACACAGUGGUCUUUCAGUAGUGCAGCCUUUGUUUAAAAGUCAUACUUAUUCUUUACUUUUUACUUCAGUUUUUUUAAAAAAAAACAGUAACUUGUAUAACAUGUUUGUGAACAUAUUGCCGCUAAUUAAUUCCCUCAGAAUAAAUGUCUGGCCCCAUCACUGAUGUUGCACAAAACUUCAGUUAAUGUACAGUUUGUCAGUUUUACAUGCUAGGAGGAAUGCUUUUUGUUUUUUGGUUCAGGUGCAGGAGAAUACUAUUUCGUCAUGGUUUUCUUAAAAUAUCAGGUGCAGGUGAAUGCUACUUUGCAAUUUUCUUGAAAUAUCUGUAAAGAUCAGGAUUUAUUUGUAUGUAGUGAUAUUUAUCACCUCUUAAAAAUAAAGACAAAGAUGACAAAUUCAGAACCUUGAUCUUUAACUGCCAAUGCUUAAUGUUGACUGGUUAUUUCUUUGAACAUAAAACAUUGAGAAUUUUAAAAUAAAGUAAUCCCAUUUUUGA